This is a messenger RNA of Pocillopora meandrina, 1483 nucleotides long. NCBI's taxonomy places the organism in Eukaryota, Metazoa, Cnidaria, Anthozoa, Scleractinia, Pocilloporidae. The record is from the annotation of a GenBank genome assembly.
AUGGCUGCAAACGACACAAUCACAAACACAAAUCUCUCCACCACGAAUCAACACAGGUCAGUGUUUUUGUGCCCUGAACGUUUAAACCCCAACGCGGAUUUAAACAGUAUAACUUUCUCUUGGAUAUUAGUGGCCAUAAUAUUUAUUAACUGUCCUUUUACCGUUCUCUUCAACUCCUUGGUGAUUGUCGCUUUGAAGAAAAGAAGAGAACUGGAGAAACGUUCAAAUAUUUUGUUAUGCAGCAUGACCGUAACAGAUCUCCUAACAGGAGCUAUAACUAUGCCGCUUUCUGCUACUUACGAGCUGUUGAUAUUAAGCCAGGUUCCAUUUGAGGACAUUUGUCCAAUACAACUCUUGGUAAACAAACUAAUGAUCUUUUCACUGUCCACAUCAUCGUUAUACCUCUUAACUGCCAUUGCGUGGGAGAGGAAAAUGGCCGUAAAAAGCUGGAUAAAUUACAGGAACAAUGUUACAGAAAGUCGUCUAACGGGACUUGCGAUAGCUGCCUGGCUGUUUGGAGUUAUCACACCGGGUCCACCAAUGCUAAUGGUGGUGGCUGGUGCACACCGCAAAUUUAUUUCAAUGUGGCUUGUGGGAAAAAUUGUUUCGAUGAUUAGCUGCUUGACCGCCAUUGGCUAUUUUUAUUUCAUGAUUUUCCUAGAAGUGCGGAAACGUGACCGAAAUCAAAUCAACCAAGUUGCCUUUUUAGCCAAAACUAGACUCGAGUAGGGUGGCCAAAACAACAGCUAUGAUAACCAUAGCAAUAGUACUGUCCUUCGUUCCAUUCAUAAGUACAGCCAUUUUGGUAAAUAUUUUCCCCGCUUUCCGUACAUAUCCUGUUUACCGCUUCGCAGAAACGGUGGUGCAGUUUAAUUCUUUAGUAAGUCCUAUCAUGUACUCGUACAGAGACAAACGUUUUCGAAACGCUAUCCUAGAGCUCUUAGGCGUCAAGAAAUUGCAACAAUGAGUUGACGGCCGAAGAAAUUUAAGAAGACGAGAAUCCGUAGGAUUGGUAAAUCUAGCAGAACAAACACAGGGUACCCUAGCUCCAGUCUCAAAAAGAUCAGCUUCGGUUGAGCCUCCUAGAAAACCAAAGAUGCAACUGGAAAGGUCUCUGUCCGAUCCCACGCCUACCAAAUGUGACAAAACGUGCAGUGUCCAGCCUAGUAAAUUAAAGUUACAACAACGCGCGACCAUUUCCACGACAAGCGCUGAAAUCCAUCAUCAAAGAUCGAAGUCUAAUGGAACGCGAAAAAUUCAAAGGAGAAUUCAUACUGCCCUGUCAAUUUCACAAACCAGUGUGGUAUCGCCCAAAGGAAUGGUGAAUCCUAGCCGUGUAUUGAGUUACAAAUCUUGGGAUAACAGAGCUAGAGGAAACAUUUCCAACAGCCGGCAGAAGAGUCAAUUAAAUGAAACAACACGACGACCGAAAACAGCGCCAUCAAACGUCAUCCAUCCCAAUGAAAAAACAGCUCAACACUAG